Molecule: messenger RNA, 2884 nt
Organism: Meira miltonrushii
Lineage: Eukaryota; Fungi; Basidiomycota; Exobasidiomycetes; Exobasidiales; Brachybasidiaceae
Exons: 1
Coding region: 1-2823 (940 amino acids)
Source: RefSeq, a predicted model, not a curated record
AUGUUCUCUAACGGUUGGCUUUGGUCGAUCAUUGCCAUGGCUGCAAUGGCAAGCAAUAAAGCCAUUGCAGCAGGUAGUGGAUCAAUACUAGACAAAGGCCAGUCAACGUUUACUAUUGGAUCUGCUUUUACAUUCAAUUUGAGCACAUCCAAUCAAGUUCUAACAAGCUUGGAAAGCAAAACUUCUUCACCUUUUCAAUUUUUAGCAUCACCUUUAUUGAACGAUCGCGCAACGCCAGGAUUUUAUCAUAUCGGUGACAUUGACUUGCGGUGGAGGAUAACAGGAGACAAUACUUGGAAUGACGUUAGCUCAGCUUUGGAUAGAUCUGCAGUCGUUCCGAUAAAUCCUGCUCCUGCAAAUACGUUUGCAAGUGCUGAUUUAACACCUUCUCUAGCACUUGGCGUAAAUGUUAAUCAAUCAACUUUACCUUUUACCGUUCAAAGAACAUGGUCUGGCUUGAAUGAUGAUACCUUGGUCUUGACUUUCAACGUCACAGCAAGCGGAGGAAAAGAUGUUGAGUUGGGAGGAGUCGGCUUUGCACAGGCAUACUACAAUAAUUGGUCAGGCCUGUCAAUUGAUGAUACGUACAGUAGUUGCGUCGUGUCUGAUCCUGCAAUUCACUCCGAUGGUGGAUAUGUUCAAGUAAAUCGAGUCAACGGCGCCUCACCAUCGCUGUUGGUAGCAGCAAUGAAUGACCAAUCCACCAGAACACCUUUAGUACAAUGGAGGAAUAUUCGUUCUCAAAAUGGUGGAAAUCCUACAUUGUAUACAGAUAACACUGCCGUCACUUUCACAAACGAAGGUCAUUAUCGAUGGAUGGUUGCUACGGCAGGAUUUACAUCUGAUGACGAGAAUAGCGCAAAGAAUAAUGGCGUUCAACGUGGAGAUGAUUGGGUCGAUCCAACUUCAAUCACGGUAAAAAGUGGUACUAGUCGUAUUUUUGCCCUUCGUUUCUUCUUGUCGAACGAUGGACCGAGAGGCAUUCAAUCUUGUUUGCAAUCUCACAAUGUUCCCGUUAUUACAGGUGUUCCCUCAAUGGUUCUCCGUCAAGGUGGAGAUACAAAUGACUUACUCGUACAGUAUGGCAGUGAUGCCACCGUUUCAGAAAUUUCUCCUGCCAACGCUGUAACUGUUCAAGAAAAAGGCAAGAAUAACGGUGUUCAAACCUUGACCUUAAAGCCAGCUGAGAAUGCAUUCGGAAGAGCUCGGAUCACCUUGACUUUUGCUGACGGCCUGGUGGAAACAGUGCAGGCCUACAUCAUUAAAAGUCCUUCGGAUACAAUGUCCGGUUAUGGUAGUGUGAUGACAUCAGACGCAUACUAUACCCGCGAAGAUGAUUAUUUCGGUCGAUAUGGAGUGAUGACAUACGAUCAUAUCAAACAAGAAAUCGUUCUUGAUGCAAAUUCAGCAUGGAUUGCUGGUCAAGGUGACGAAGGAGGUAGUGCGUACAUGGGAGUGUUUACGAAACAACAAUCGUAUCCCGUCAAAGACGAAGUAGCAAAACUUGAACAAUUUUUGAAUAGAACGAUUUAUGGACAAUUACAGUACCGUGAUGGAGCAAACGCAUCAAAUGUACGGAAAUCAUUGUUUUAUUAUGAUGCAAACGAUGCCAAUGCAGCACCGUAUUAUUCCUCUUCAGUCAAUCACGCCGGUACUUGGGGUCAUGAUGAAGCACAUAAAGUCGAUCGUGCGUACGACUAUCCCCAUGUUUGUAUCGCUUGGUGGUCUUUGUACCGUACCGCUCGUUAUCAUCAAGAUCUGACAACCGGUUCAUGGGAGUAUUAUCUUGACGGCGCAUACAAUACCAUCAUGGCAAUGUUCAACAAAACUUCAGAAUUUGAUGUAAGCUAUUAUACCCGAUUCGGUUUGAUGGAAGGUAGUAUGUUUGAAGCCGUUUUGUUGGAUUUGCAACGUGAAGGAUGGACUGAACAAGCAAAUGCCGUUGACCAAAAGAUGCACGCAAGGGAACAAAAUUGGAGUUCAGAGAAUAAUCCUUUUGGCAGUGAAUUUCCAUGGGAUUCUACCGGUCAAGAAGAAGUGUAUACCUGGUUACGUCAUUAUGGAGAUUUUGAAAAAGCUGAUUAUACGAUUGCAACCCUUACUGCGAUUCAAGGUUUAAUCGCUCAUUGGGCUUAUGGUGGUGACAAUAGACGUUAUUGGGAUUUCUUGUACUCUGCAAGCUUGGCGAGAUUUGAACGUAUGGGACAUCAUUAUGAAUCAGCCUUGAGUGCGAUUCCAUUAUUGGAUGCUUUCAGAAGGAAUCCAAAAGACGUAUUCUUGUUACAAUGUGCUUAUGCUGGCUUAGAAGGUUCAUUGACUGGUAUUCAACCAUCUGGCGCCCCUUCAACAGGUUUCCAUUUAUGGCCAGAUGCGAUGCAGUGGGAUGCAUGGUCAGGUGAUUCAGCUUUGGGAAUGUUUGGUCAUUUGUUCAGUACGGGUGCUUAUGUGAUCAAUGAAGCAUCUUUGGGCGGCUGGCGUGGCUUUAGGGCUGAGGUCACACAACAAGGUUCCUCAAUUACCGCAAAACCAACCGAUACGUUACGUCAAAGAGUGUUCAUCGCUUCUCAUGGUGCAUAUUUGACUUUGGAUGCAGGUUUCAUCUGUAGCGUUUCAUUUGAUUCACAAGAUAACAGUCAAAUUAAGGUAGAGCUUUGUUCUUCAAACGAUCAAUCUACUCAAAAUGCAUACUUGCGUGUGGAAAUGCCGGCUGGUGGGUCUGCAACCUACAAUGCACCUUCAGGAACAAAGACAUUCUUGGGAGCAUACGAAAUACCACUCUCAACAAGUCAAAAUACAGAAUUGAUUUUGACACGAUCUGGCUAAUUUAUAAUGCUGCCGUGGAUAAAAAUCGUUCUACAAUUUUGUAAACUCUGCUCUUGCUUAU